UAAAGCUACAAAGCAUAAACCCCUAAUAUUCCUUUACUUUCCUGUUCCUCCUGUAUCUCUAAUCUCUAGUUUCUCUGCUAGAGCUUAAAAGAAAGUAAGAAAGAAGAAGGAAGUGGAAGCGAAAUGGGAGCUUAUUGCAACGACGGACACAGUCUCUCUCCCAUCUACAGUUUCGCUUCCUCACAAGAUCUCAGGCUCUCCAAACACGUCCACGACAAUGUCCACGGCAACAUUUACAUCGACCCACUUUGUUUGAAGUUCAUUGAUACCGAACAGUUUCAAAGGCUUCGUGAGCUGAAACAGCUUGGUAUGGCACACUUGGUUUAUCCAGGUGCUGUGCAUUCCAGGUUUGAACAUUCUCUUGGGGUGUAUUGGCUUGCUGGUGAAGCUGUUCAAAAGCUUAAAAAUUAUCAAGGUUUGGAGCUUGAUAUUGAUCAAUUUGAUAUUCAAACAGUGAAACUUGCAGGGCUUCUGCAUGAUGUUGGUCACGGGCCUUUCAGUCACUUGUUUGAACGCGAGUUUCUUCCCCAGGUUCUUGAUGGUCAUUGGUCUCAUGAGCAAAUGUCAGUAAAGUUGGUCGACGAUAUUGUUGAUAAGCACUAUAUUGAAAUUGAUCCAGAAAUGAUCAGAAAAGUCAAGGAGAUGAUACUGGCGAGCUCUGAAUUUGUACGGCCAAUAGGCUCAGGGGAGAAGCAUUUCUUGUAUGAUAUUGUUGCAAAUGGCCGAAAUGGAAUUGAUGUGGACAAGUUUGACUAUAUUGCCCGUGAUUGCCGAGCUUGUGGUCUUGGGUGCAACUUUCAGUUUCAGAGGUUAAUGGAGUCAAUGCGGGUAUUGGGUGAUGAGAUCUGUUAUCCUGCUAAGGACUAUCUGACCAUCCACAAGUUAUUUGCCACUCGGGCAGAUCUGUAUCGAACAGUUUAUACACAUCCAAAAGUAAAGGCAAUAGAGCUUAUGGUGGUUGAUGCACUUUUAAAAGCAAAUGAUUAUCUAAAUAUUUCAUCUUUCAUUCAAGAUCCUUCUAAGUACUGGAAGCUAGAUGACACGAUAAUGAAGACUAUCGAGACCGCUUCAAACCCAGAACUGAAGGAAUCUAGGGACUUAAUCAUGCGCAUUCGUAGGAGGAAUUUAUACCAGUUUUGUAAUGAGUAUGCUGUACCAAAGGACAAACUAGAAAAUUUCAAAGCUGUCACUCCUCAAGAUAUUGUUUGUUCCCAGAAAAAUGGUGGAGUGAUACUAAAAGAGGAGGAUGUUUCAGUUAGCAAUGUCAGGAUUGAUUUGACUCGGGGAAGGCAAAAUCCUCUAGAAAGAAUCAACUUUUUUAAGUAUUGCAAAAUGCUGUUCAGCCAACUGAUAACUGGCUUGCCAGUAAUCUAAAGAGGGAACCUUGAAAAUCGACAGUUUUUCUCCAUAACAAUUGAUACAAGAGGAAGAAACAUUGACAUAACUUGGGGGGGGGGGGGGGCCGGUUAAAUUUUCAAUGCUAAAUAUUAGUUCACACACCAUUCAGUCUCCUUUUGGUUUAAGAAACGUUGAGAGCACUUUGCUGCCUCAAUUUAUUUUUGGGGUCCUUAUUCAUGCUUCUGUUGAGGGAGAGUUUUGUAAUGUUGUAUGUUUGUAUGGUAGAAACAUUGAGAGAACGUAUUACCUGCUACUUGCAGCAGUUAAUUUCUAAGUUUUGUAGGGGAUAAUAAUGAUAAGAUUAAAACCCCAUUGUACAUGAGAUAUUCUAAAGAAAAUCAUGUUGGCAAAAUAUUGAUUAGAGGGGAUGUUAUCAAAUUGAAAAGAAGAGGAAAUGAAAGGAAAGCAGUUGUAUCAAGUUUGAAAGAUUUCUGUUAGGAUUUCUUUGUAGCAUCAUUUCUAACAGUUCAGGUUUUAUUCAGGAUUAUGAGAGUGAAGAUAAAUUCUCGAUACCUGAUGAUCGCAUUAGUCACUUGUUGCCUACAUCA
Quercus robur (English oak) is the source of this 1946-nucleotide messenger RNA. RefSeq lists its product as uncharacterized. Lineage: Eukaryota; Viridiplantae; Streptophyta; Magnoliopsida; Fagales; Fagaceae. The transcript is spliced from 18 exons. Gene Ontology annotation, molecular function: dGTPase activity. Gene Ontology annotation, biological process: dGTP catabolic process. The record is from RefSeq and is a predicted model, not a curated record. Bases 124 to 1374 code for a protein of 416 amino acids. Gene Ontology annotation, cellular component: nucleus.